Messenger RNA from Cyclopterus lumpus (lumpfish), 4245 nucleotides. RefSeq names its product bromodomain, testis-specific (gene brdt). The record is from RefSeq and is a predicted model, not a curated record. Gene Ontology annotation, cellular component: chromatin; nucleus. Bases 509 to 3451 code for a protein of 980 amino acids. Gene Ontology annotation, biological process: positive regulation of transcription elongation by RNA polymerase II; chromatin remodeling. NCBI's taxonomy places the organism in Eukaryota, Metazoa, Chordata, Actinopteri, Perciformes, Cyclopteridae. The transcript has 20 exons.
ACCGACGCACACAUUCAGUCAGUCCGCACAGGGAGGCACCCAAACGAGUGACUUUAUUUUCGGGAGGGUCGGUGACUUUGCACCGAUCAGUCAGUAUUCGUACCAAUCGAUAAUCCUCCAGGAUCCAUCCAUGCCAUCGAGUUGCCAUUUUGUUUGGAACAACUCAACAAAAAUGUUUAUUUAAUGCUUUAAAAAAAAAAACGGGUAGCUUCACAUUUACAGGAAACGCACUGUGUUGCUUGUUUUUCUUGUUGCAAGAAACUAAAUGUUUCAGGCGCCCUUUUCCCGCAGAAAAGCAACGUGUAACACGUGCAGUUAGUGUUUUGACCAAUCAGUUCUAGCGCCGCGAGCACAGGGGUAUAAAUGAGAGGCAGUUGCGGUAGAGACGUCUGCAACUGAAGAGUUGAACGCAAGAGCCCGUGGUAUCUCGUCAGGAGUGUGAUGAACACUAAGUUGCAGCAAAGCAUACGACCAACUGUUUCCCCAUUAAUGGCUUUUGGACAACACAAUGACUGAUGUGAAAGUCCGUCCCACUGUUGGCGGAAACCCCCCUCCGCCGGAGGUCGUGAAUCCCAAGAGUCCUGGACGUGUAACCAACCAGCUCCAGUACCUGGAGAAGGUGGUGAUCAAAGCUUUAUGGAGACAUAACUUUUCGUGGCCCUUUCGCCAGCCAGUUGAUGCAGUGGCACUGCGUCUCCCAGAUUAUUAUACAAUCGUAACAACGCCUAUGGAUCUGAGUACUAUUAAGAAGCGCCUUCAGAACAAAUACUACUGGCAAGCACUUCCGUGUAUACAAGACUUCAAUACCAUGUUCACCAACUGCUAUGUGUACAAUCGGCCUGGAGAUGACAUUGUUUUUAUGGCACAGACUCUGGAGAAGCUUUUUUUGCAUAAAUUGUCCACAAUGCCCAAGGAUGAGUGUGACACCAAAACAAUCACUACAAAGGAAUCAGUGAAAGGGAGAAAGACCAAUCCAGAUGCUAUAAAGCAGAGGUCCCUUGUGUCAGAAGUUGUUCUCCAGCAGACUUUGAUGGUCAUUCCACCCGAUAUGAGUCAAUUCAUCCCACCCGCUCAGCUCUCUCAAAUCGAUGCAACAAUUAAAAGGGGUUUUAAGAGGAAAGCGGACAUCGUGACGUCCACCCCCUCGGUCAUCACCGGUGGUGACAUAUCCCUUGAGGAUCAUUCAGCACCAUCAAGGAGAGGCAGUAGCAGGCCCAUCAAACCCCCAAAUAAAGACUUGCCUGCCUUUGAGAGCAAGAAGAUCCAACUAUCUGAGCAGCUGCGGUGCUGUAAUGACAUCCUGAAGGAGAUGCUCUCAAAGAGACACUAUGCGUAUGCGUGGCCCUUUUACACCCCCGUUGACGCGCACACUUUUGGCUUGCACGACUACCAUGACAUCAUCCAUCAGCCUAUGGAUCUGAGCAACAUCAGGCGGAAAAUGGAUCAACGAGAGUAUGCAAGCGCAAAGGAGUUUGCCGCUGAUGUCCGACUGAUGUUCUCCAACUGUUACAAAUACAACCCACCAACGCACGAGGUGGUCGACAUGGCACGGAAACUGCAGGAAGUUUUUGAGGCCCGAUAUCUGAAGGUCCAUCAGGAAGAGAGUUGCCCCAUACCUCACCAGCGAGUUGACCAUGGAAAAAAAGACAGAGGUCAGAGUUCAACCUCUGAAAGUGAAAGCUCCUCAGAGGCAGAGAGUUCCUCCUCCGGGGAGGUGGCCCUGCAGCUGGCCAAUCUGGAGGAGCAGUUGAAAUCUGUCCACGAUGAGCUGAAGAGACUUACCAAAGAGCCCCUGAUUAAAACCAAGAAGAAAGACAAGUUGAAAAAGGAAAAAAGAGCCAAAGAAAAGGAUAUCGCUCGACUAAAGCACAAGUCCUCAAAAUACAAGUCUGUUGUAGAAAAAAUUGCCAACCGCAAAAGCUCUACUUUGCAUGGCAGCAGACACAAUAUUCAUGCCGUGACUUCAUGCGAGGAUGACGUCGCAUCAAUACCGGUCACUUACCAGGAGAAAAAACAGUUGAAAUUGGACAUCGACAAGCUGCCCGGUGACAAACUGGGCAAGUUGGUGACAAUCAUUCAUGCCCGGGAGUCCUGCCUGCAAGAUUCCACUGUGGAGGAGAUCGAGGUGGACUUUGAGGUGCUCGAGCCCUCCACACUGAGAGCCCUGCAGAGGUUUGUUGCAGCAUGUCUGAAGAAGUGCAACAAGAACAUUCGCAAAAACAAGCCGGUGAAGCCCACGGGAGCCCACGCGAGCCCACGGGAGCCCAAGGAUGCUGGGACAUCGCAGGUUGCCAGCAAAGAGCAGCACUUGAUUAAGAAAAGAAAGCCAUUACCUAAAAUCCUAGCAGCUCCUGACCUUGGCUGCCCUUCACACCUCAGUGAACUCAGCAGCAGCAGCUCGUCAUCCAGCUCUGGCAGCAGCAGCAGCAGCCAUUCUAGCUCGUCCGAUAGCAGUGACUCUGAAUCAGUACCAAAGUCAAAGAAGACAAAAAGUAAAGACUCUCGCCAAAAGGUGAAGCCGGAGUCAAAGGUGACCCUCUCUCCUUCUGGCAAGCGGAUAUUGGAGGCGAAAGACUUGACAAGAGCCUCGGUGAAGGCUUUCCAGCCCUCUCCUGCGGCACAGUCCCCAGUGACGGAAACCAAAUGCCACCCAACGCACCGCAACGUAGAGCUGACCUGUGAUGAGCUGACUAUAUCUCCCCCAGAUCUGUCUGCCCUUUUAUCCCCCAUGGCAUCUCCGGGAGUUUUGCUGGACUGGAAUGCCACCAGAUUUGAGCAGGGCCCGGUGCUGUCCCCUCUGAGAGACAGCCCGCUGCGGUCCAAAGAGGAAACCAGGUUCAAUUCCAGAUACCCUGAGGAUUUCCCUGGCAGACGGCUGACCAAUGUGCUUUACACCAACACGUCAAGUAACUCUGCCGGAGAGGGAAAAAACCCAGUUCCCAAAAAGGACAUUGUUCUGAAAAAUGCAGAGUCCUGGGCGAAAGUGGUGCGGCAGUCGGUCACUGCCACGGCAAUCAAGUCGUCAAAGGAGAGCUUUCAGAAGUUCCGCAAGGUGGCCAUAAAAAAGGAGGAGCAAGACAAAGCGCUGAAGGAGAAACUGAUGGGCGGCGCCACAGAGACAGAGGCUCCUGAAAAGAGCAGAGAAAUAUUUCCGAUCAACGAGGACAUUCUCCCUCCCUUUAGCUUACCCGGCCCAUGUAGAGCAGAAACCAAUCCCCAACACGUCAACGAGGAUCUCAAUUCGCCAGAGAGCCUUGGCACCAAAGCCGUCCUGGAUGUCCUGAAAGAUGCCGCAGAAGUGCCGACGCUCACCACACAGUCCCUGGUGGACGGGGAAAGGGAGCUGGCCCGCAGAAAAGAGCAAGAACGACGCAGGAGAGAGGCCAUGUCUGGGAUUGAUAUGACUAUGCAGCGGGACAUCAUGACUUUAUUUGAACUCAACCUGGACUAAAAGACUGCUGUGUGCGUGGUCUCGUCGAAUAGCUCGAGCUGUUGGUUCUUUCUCGGGCACAAAAGACAACUUCAGCAUCAGUCUGUGUACGUCCUGGAGACUAGAAAAUAAAACGUUAACUGUUCAAUAAAACAUAAAUGGGCCCCUUGGUUUGCAUUUGAAAUGAAUAGUCAGCGUCUGUGCUGAUGCACUGUUGAGUUUGAGAUGAUCGGGGCGGCGCACUGUGUAUUCCUCCCCUGACGUUCUCUUUCAGGCGUGUUUUUUUGGUUCUUUUUCUCAACAUGUGGUUGAGUCCUCCUUCUGCUGACAGCUGUUUAUGACAAGCUAAUUAAUGCAUUCAUACACUUUAGUUCAAACUUUGCCACCUUGUCUUGUUUGUGAAAUGUGCAGUGUUGUGUCGUUCUUCUGCUAUACGUUAUGCCCUUUGAUGAACCCUUACCACCAGUCUUCAUAUAUAUUAUAUGUAGACAAAACACCUGUUUUAUAUGUUUACGGUACAAUGCACGAAAGACUUUGUUUUUAUUUAUUAUUUUCAUUGCACAAAAAUCGAAACUAAUUUUGAAUGAAAGGUUGGUAGUUCCUCGUCAACAGUUCCCAGUGUGGAACCAAAGUACAUAAUCUCAGUUCCUUAUUUGCCUGACUACUUGAAAAUGCCAUACAUGCGUUAACUGUCCACACACUGCACUUUGUUGUUCAUACAGUUCUGGCUGUUCCAAAGUUUAUUUUGGAGAUUAUCAACAUGUUCAGAAUGUUACAGUUUGUAUAUGCUAAAUAAAUAAGAAUGUCUUUCUUUC